This is a messenger RNA of Eimeria mitis, 1167 nucleotides long. RefSeq lists its product as uncharacterized. The record is from RefSeq and is a predicted model, not a curated record. Lineage: Eukaryota; Apicomplexa; Conoidasida; Eucoccidiorida; Eimeriidae.
AUGCUCCCCAUCCGAAUUGCAUAUUUGUUGGGACGUCGUUAUGUUCUAUUAGAUGCCGUUUACAGCGCUAUACAAGUGCUGGGGGCCCGUCAGGAGUCGAUGGACUCCUGGAAGCGGCUGGUUGAACGCAUACCUGUGGAUGUUACCCUUGAGCACUCCAGGAGUCGAUGGACUCCUGGAAGCGGCUGGUUGAACGCAUACCUGUGGAUGUUACCCUUGAGCACUCCAAAAGCUACGGAGCCAGGGAUUAUGAUGAUGAUGGUGAUGAAGGGACAUAGUGAAACAGGUGUAAUAUAUGCGUACACAUUUGAACUACUGCAAAUUGCUUCCAACAAAUACAGAAGAAUAUGGUACCUGCCGUUGUAUUUUUGUCGGUGCACCGUUUGCAACACCAUAAGCAACCACAGCAACGGCAACAGCAACAGACGACAGUACAGCGGUGAAGCAGAAGAGAAGACAGCAUUAGCUGGCAUACCAGGGCCAGUACUUGCCGUCCUAGCAGGCGAGCAGCCACAGCAGCAGCAGCCACAGCAGCAGCAGCCACAGCAGCAGCAGCGACAGCAGCAGCAGCCACAACAAGAAAGCGGAUGCUCUUCGCUUCGGCUGCUCUCGAACCGUCUGAUUUCGCAAGCUCGCGCACACCGCAGCGCCAACGACAGCAACAAGAAGAACCGCGGCAGCAACAGGAGCAUGCAGAUGAAGACGGGGGACGGCUGCUAUAGCUACCACCCGCAUAGAUAUCAUCAGGGAAAUCAGCGAAAACAACAACAGCGACAACAGCACCAGGUGGCUUCUUCCCUGCUCGGUGUUGAGGCCAUAGAAGACGAGAAGGCGGUGCGUCUUGGAGGCGUAGAGCAGAUUGCGGGGCAAGGGGCAGGCGUCGAGGCGUUUAAUCCUGCGGUGUCCGUUGAAAUCUCUGGCUUGGCUCGUGGCGCGCAAGGGGAUAGACUGGUCGGCCUGAACAGACCGGAGGAAGGAGGGGGCGUAGAGUCGCUUGCUACUGUUGCAAUGCCAGUUGAAACCACUGGACUCGCUGGUGGAGCGGGCCGGGACAAACUGGUCACCCUGAACAGACCGGAGGAAACAGGAGAGGCAGCGGGCGCUUUCUCCUUGGUUUCAGGUACAGGCGCGCCAUCGUUCUCGGUCGUGGUCCAGUCGGGCAUCUGA